AUGCGCGCGUUGAUCCGCAAUGAGCUGCUGGAACGCCACAACCUGCCAGACAGUGCUCCCGGCGUCUCUGUGGAAGGCGCCGGAUCGACAGAAGCCAACGGCAUCUACGUACGAACUGGCUUCAAGGUAGCCAACACCGAAGUCUUCCAGAAGCGAGGAACUUGCCUCGUACUCUUGAAGCGAGGUGAGGACUUGAGCUGGAGCCUCAUCAACCUCAACGGCCGCAGGGGCAAGAAUGACGAGGCCGCCUCGGAGGAGGCAAUCAGCUCCGGGGCCUACACCUUCUCACCAGCGAAGCUGAGAUGGAAUCCCAACUCGACCACCCUGUAUCAGGUCGCACCAAGUCUGAACAGCCGGGACAGCCUCCUCCCGCCCCACGUCGGAUGGACGACGGUGGAUGGGAUCUCUCCAGCACCCAGCAUGACCUUCUGCACUUCGGACAGCCUCAGACCCGAGAAGUUGCUUGCUGCUGCGAUUCCCGGGAAGCUCCUGACACGGAUUGCUGAAACUGCGCCGACGGCGGCGAAAGUGCAGACAUCCAUCCAUCAGGCUUGGAGGACAGAGGCGCAGCAGACUCUCCCACGCAUCCUGCGGUGGGGGACCCUCGAGAUGUCCAGGUUGAGGAAGCAAGGGAAGGAAGGAAAGGAAGGAAAGGAAGGGAAGGAAGCCAAGGAGGAGGGUCGCUUGGCGCACGCCCUCUCGCUGCCAGAUCUGCACGCCGGCCCAGCUGCCUCGCAGCAAGUUCCUGAGGGCGAGAUGGUCAUGGUGAUCUACAGCGUGGUAAUGGCCAGACCCAGCUUUCACUUUGACUGGGGCCUCUCCUUCUGGGAGAAAGAGCUGGAUGACACAGGCAGAAGGAUUGUGCGAGCUGUGGAGCCCGACUCCCCUUUCGACCGCUGGAACAUCUGGCAGAGAGUCCGUGGCCGGCCGGAGAUGUGCGUACGGGCGGGCGACCAGCUGCUCAAGCAAAGCGGGGGUUGGGCCUACUUCGAGUGCCCUAUCGAGAGCUCCGAGGGCCUGGCCCGGGAGAAGAGCCGCUCAGAGUUUCGACCAGUUGAGAAGCGAACGCGAUGA
Messenger RNA from Symbiodinium natans, 1074 nucleotides. The record is from the annotation of a GenBank genome assembly. NCBI's taxonomy places the organism in Eukaryota, Dinophyceae, Suessiales, Symbiodiniaceae.